Messenger RNA from Anopheles darlingi, 836 nucleotides. RefSeq lists its product as uncharacterized. Lineage: Eukaryota; Metazoa; Arthropoda; Insecta; Diptera; Culicidae. The record is from RefSeq and is a predicted model, not a curated record. Bases 189 to 827 code for a protein of 212 amino acids. The transcript is spliced from 5 exons.
AAGUUACUCUGUGUAUCGUAAUUGAAGGGGCAUUUAGACGAAUAUUGCAUAAAAAAAAUUACACAACUAAUUUGAACGGUGAAAUCUUGUUCACAAUAGAAACGCGUGAAUCAACGGAACUCUCGAGUAUAAUAGUGUAUGAUGGGGAAGACACACUGUUAAAAACAAGGAUUUCUGAGAGAGGAACUAUGUAUGGAACUGAUGUGUAUCUAGAUAUAAAGUUUCUAACACGCGUCAAGUUUAAUCGAAUGUUGAGGUUGAUGGUUACAUGCUCGCACGGUAUGGACAUUCUCAUGUAUUUCGUCACUUCAAAAGGAAACAUCGUUGAUGUUGGUUUUUUUCGACCACACAAAAGUACCAGAUACAUUUUUGAAGUUAUGGUGUCCAAGAAGCUUAUUCCUCAUUCCACAAUAGUUUUUCUUACACAUGCGAAUGGUGGAUUCAAGGCUAAUAAAGUGGAUGUAAAAUUAUACGAACUGGGUAACCCGAUUAAGAUUAAAAUCGAAGAGAACAUCAGUGAAGAUGGUGUUGACCCCGGGGACGAAAUCGAGCUAUCGAUCCGCGGCCGACCAGGAGCAUUCAUAGCUCUGGCAGCAUAUGAUCAGCGAUUCCUGCAGUACACUAAUCACAGAAUAUAUAUACAGUACAGUUAUCACGACAUUUUUCUAAACAAUAUUUGGUAUAUGUUUAAUUCAUUUCAUUCACAUAAAAGUAUGGACUAUUAUGUACUAGGUGUAACAGAAGCUGGGUAUUUCAAACGAACAACUACAUUGUUCAACAAAGGCAAGUUAAAUGUUUUAAAGGAACAAAGGGUUUCUCAAUAUUAAUAUGCUCUU